AUGCCUGCUGAGCGCAACAACCGCACAAGGAAUAAUGAGACCUCUAAUUUGGAUCCGCAUCGCCGCCCUCUGGCUCCUAGGCACAACAAUUCUCCAGAGACUGGUCCCCAGAGAGCGCCAACUCCUUACCCUCCCCACCUACAAACUCUAGAAGAGCGCUUCACGGCUGGAGUAAUAGAGAUGCCAGUUCCUAGGCGUCCCAUCUUAAGCUUUCCUCCUCAGCAAGAAUCUGAUGAUUCUUCCCUAGAGUUCCUUAAUGAAGGCGGUUUCCGUUAUCCAUUCCCACCCUUCCUGCCAAACGUUACUCGCCGACCUUUUCUUAUCCCCGGUCCCUCGGAUUCAUCCAACAGUGACGCUGUUGUCUUGCACCAAUUUCCUGGGCCCUUGGAAGUUCCUCAGGGAUCAGAGGCAACAUCCGGAUCUUACCACGUUGCUCCUGCACAGGUUUUCCCAUCGUCAUCGCCAAUGAAUAUCUCCUCGUCUCCUAAUCCUGACAGUCCCCUUGCUGCAUCACCCGACUCACCAAGUAUGCCGCCUCUCGCUUCAGAUGUCUCCGACAAUGGAAGCCUCGAUCAUGCUCCCAAUCUACGGCUACUAGCUGAUGUCAGCGACUAUAUCACAGCCACAGAAGGAUAUAGCAGCGACCCACAGGAAUUUGUGGUCUACAGCGACGACGUUAUCUGGAUGUCGAUCCUCUGGAACGCGUGCUUCCCCACUUCCCUGGAGCCUACGCUACCACCGUCACUUGACCUCCUAUGGGCGUUCCCAUCAAUGGAAAUCCUGCCUUUGGGUUACAUCGAGUAUCAACAACCCCAGCCGAUACACUUCGAGUCGCUGAACCUGUAG
Molecule: messenger RNA, 846 nt
Organism: Fibroporia radiculosa
Lineage: Eukaryota; Fungi; Basidiomycota; Agaricomycetes; Polyporales; Fibroporiaceae
Exons: 2
Coding region: 1-846 (281 amino acids)
Source: RefSeq, a predicted model, not a curated record